AUUACUGCAGUGAGAGGUACGGAGCACGUCCUUUCGAAUAGCCGAGAUCAUUUCUUGUGUGUAUACCACUAAACGCGCUUCAACGCUAGGGAAGGCACUAGAUAUUGCUUUCUUAAUUUGCGUCUCAAACUUUUUGGGAAGCUUUCCCUCACAACGGCAGUUUGAGGAAGAUCGGGCAUUUCUUGGGUCCAAAGACCGGUGUCUUUGUAGGCUUGUACAGUGUAUGUGUGUGACUGACAUGGUAAUUGAUCACGCGGUCAGGAUAACCAUUUUCGCGCAAGAUAUACUUGACUCUUGUGAUCUCUCCGGCAAGUUUGCACGGAGAGCAAAUUCUCUGCGCCCUGUCUACAAGAAUGCCAAUCAGACCGGUUUUGUAAAGGAGUCCCAGCGUGUGUACUGACCUUUGAACAGACAACAUAAGAAAAGACUUCAUUCAAAACGUUUUCUUCCUGAGGAGACCGAAAAAAAUCAACAACAAUGUUUCGUUCCUUGAUGUUCAUCACCUUAUUGGUCUUCGUUUCCACUGCAGUUGCCGCUCCUGCUGCUGCUAGCAAUCCAGGGACUUGUCCCGCAAGUAGUGGUGGCUUCGGUACAUGCUCCGAAGAUUGCUCCAGUGAUGCGGACUGUGCCUCCACUACUCAAAAGUGUUGCUCGAACGGAUGUGGUCACCAGUGUAUGAAUGCAAUUCAAGCUUCUAAUCCAGGGACUUGUCCCGCUUCAAGUGGUGGCUUUGGUACAUGCUCUGAAGAUUGCUCCAGUGAUGCGGACUGUGCCUCCACUACUCAAAAGUGUUGCUCGAACGGAUGUGGUCACCAGUGUAUGACUGCAAUUCAAGUUCACGAUGUAUUCUGUCCCGCGGAGGUUUCAAACUCCACCGUUAAUUGUAGCAGCGAUGGUGAUUGUGCGACCAACCAGAAGUGUUGCGACAAUGGAACUAAUAAUGUGUGCGCAAACUCCACAGAUGAGAAGCCGGGAAGUUGCCCAGCAAAUGAGGAAGGUGGUGUUGGGAUCUGUAUCCAUGAUUGUGAUGGCGAUGCAGGGUGUGAUGGUAAUAAGAAAUGCUGUUCCAAUGGAUGCGGGGAUGUGUGCAGGGCGCCAGUAAAACCGGGCAGUUGUCCUCAAUUUGGUGACUUCGGGAUAUGUGUCCAAGACUGUGAGGAGGAUUUCGAUUGCCCGGAUGCCAAGAGAUGUUGUGGCACCGGAUGCGGUAAAGUGUGCGCCAACCCAGAAUAAAGUUCAAGUUCAUGACCUAGAUUUGUCGAGCACCAAAGAAUCCCUUACUUGGACUGUCUGACCUGAAACCUCUCUCCUUUCAUCCUUUAAUGGAAGACCAACCAACUUUCACGAAUCAUUGUUUUAUUUUCUGUUAUUAAACUGGAGUUAUCGACUCAUUUUCUUGCAACUUAAAUGUGAAUUAGAUUUACCGCCCUUUCAAACGGUUAAAAAAUCGUGAUUUGAAUGAUGAUUCCAGUGAAAAAUAAAGCUAAUGACGAAUUUUAGCACGUGUGAAACGAAACUAGAACAUGAUUAGAAUCACGAACGCCUGCAAUCAUCAUUACAAUGAUGAUUCAAGAUUCACGUGUGAAAAGGCCCUAAGUUUUGUUGAAAUAAAUCAUUAGCGAUUUUGAAACUGUUCCUCUGUAACGGAAAUUGAUGAAAUUGUUUAUUUGUAUAAUUGUAUAAUUCGAUGUCAAGCUAUCGCAAACAUUCUAUUGACUGAGAGUUUGAAUUAUUUAUCAAUGAUUGUGCAGGAUGUCAGUCUAAUAGACCAGUUCGUAGUUACUUUAUGGACAAUUUUGUUCAAAUGACCGUUCAUUUCUUUCAUUAAGAUAGGCAGAUUUCAAAGCAAGAUAUUACGUAAGCUUGCCUUACAUAGCAGGAUGAAGAAAUUGACUAGAAUAGCACAUCAAUGAACACUCUAUGAAGGAUUUGUUGCAUUUCUACUUUGAAUGCAUAUUAGAGGAUGUUGUACAAUGUACUUGGCAAACUGUGAAAUAUACCAGUCAUUCGUGGACGCAUUGUUUUUUUGUGGAUGUGAAUGAAAAACACAAUUCAAAAGAAUAUAUGAAUAUUCAAGACAUCAAAGUUGGUGCUUAUCUCAUUAGAUUUUAAAUCACCAUGUCACUUAUAGUACAAAUGACCUUCCCCUGAUCAUGCGCAGAAUAUUCUGAUCAUGCGCAGAGUGGAACUACGAACUGGCUUAUUAUAAGUGGUACGUAGACAACUAUUUCAUGUAUUAGAAAUUUUAUAUUGCUCAAUAGAUGGUUAAUGUCAUAUUAAUUCAAAUUGGUGAACUUUCUUAUACCUGUAUAAGCCUUCGGGAUUUCUUAAAUUAAAAUCAACAAAAUGUAGCUGAAAGUCAUUUUUCUCUCAUUUAGAAUAGCAAUAAAAAAUGAAUGCAGAGCUGAAUGAAGUGUGUCGUUUACACUAGCCCCAGUGACUUUUCCAUUUAUCGAUGGCUUCUAAUAUUUUACUGUUUUUUUUUUCAUUUGAACAAAAAGGUUUUGUAAAUUUUGAUUUACAUUGAUUUUGUAUUUUCUAUGUAUAAUUUUGCAUUAUGUUGGGGGGUUUUAUCAUAAUUAUGAUUCAAUCGUCUCAUGUGUAGAAAUAGUGAUUAAAACAAGCAGAAAUCUA
Lytechinus pictus (painted urchin) is the source of this 2634-nucleotide messenger RNA. Its product is annotated as WAP four-disulfide core domain protein 3-like. Gene Ontology annotation, molecular function: serine-type endopeptidase inhibitor activity. The transcript is spliced from 8 exons. Bases 478 to 1233 code for a protein of 251 amino acids. NCBI's taxonomy places the organism in Eukaryota, Metazoa, Echinodermata, Echinoidea, Temnopleuroida, Toxopneustidae. Gene Ontology annotation, cellular component: extracellular region. The record is from RefSeq and is a predicted model, not a curated record.